This is a messenger RNA of Plodia interpunctella (Indianmeal moth), 1338 nucleotides long. RefSeq lists its product as uncharacterized. NCBI's taxonomy places the organism in Eukaryota, Metazoa, Arthropoda, Insecta, Lepidoptera, Pyralidae. The coding region runs from base 205 to 1200 and encodes 331 amino acids. The record is from RefSeq and is a predicted model, not a curated record. The transcript is spliced from 5 exons.
ACGGCUUAGUUAAUUUUGAAUCCAUUAUAAAUAUGAUAUUUAUGUACUUAAUUAAUUAAAAAAAAACCAUAAGUGGUGGUUUUAAUUUUUUUGUAUAUUUAAUUAUUUGCAAUUUGUUUAUUUUUCUUAAACUAAAAUGUAGUCAAUCGAAUAAUUAGUGACGGGAAAAUAGUUUUGACAAAAGUUUUUGUGAAAAGUAAUAAAAUGAACAUGAGAACUGUAUUAUUUUUUGCGAUUUUCACCAUUUGCAUAAAAUGCACAUUGAAUAUAAAAUCUCCAACCGAUGACAACAUGCAGGAGCGAUUAGCCAUACUAAAACAGAAGCUAACAGAAGAUUUACUACACAACAACCAAUUUAGUGUUAUACCUAUAAUGAACGACGUGGACCCAUUAGGACCAAAAAGCAUACGAAACGGGCGAAUAACGCCCGUGAGCCUUCACAAAAAAAAGAAAAAAAGGAGAACAACCACUCGAAGAACCACCAGAACAACAUCAAAGAGGAGACACCAUGUCCGUAAUUCGACAAGAAGUCGCCACAUUCGCCCUUCUAAGAGGCCACCAAGGCCGAAGCAUAUUAAGUCGAGAAUGGAAAAAUGGGCGAAGCACGUGAAGAGGUACGGGAAACCGCGCGAGAUUUUUUACAGACGUGAAAACUGGAACGGAUUGAGUGAAGCUGAAAUUAGAAAGAGACAUGCGAUGCUGUGCGUCGAUCUGUUGAGGCCCGUGUUAGCUGGUUUGAAGAAGAACGCAACAGUGACCAAAAUUGUUGGAGAUCAAACCGCAAAUCGACUAAUAGAAUUAUUAUCUUAUGGAGGCGCCAACGCACCACCGGAAGAAAUUGAGUCCCUUUUAUACCAGAUCAACAGCUUGCACCUUCGCUUUUUCCAGUGGGAGGUGGGGGCGAUAAAGAAGCUAUUUAAUUUUAUUAUGCCUGGUCAAAGGCAUUCUUUUAAAUCAAUAAAAUAUGGGGUGAAGAAGCUAUUUGACAUGUGGCAGAUGGAUCUUUCUGAUACAAAUCGACUGAUAAAAGAGUCGAGGAUGUUUCGACCACCUUGCAUAGGAACAACACAAGGCUCGACAAGAAGCUCAAAGAAUACGCAAUAUACAAAACCGGCCACACCGAAGACAACAUGCGCACCCAAAGACAAGAAAUGUCUUAAAUAUGAGAGUGCAAACAGCCAAGGAUCUUAUGAAUAUUAAAAAUAUAUUAUUUAUGAGAGCAUCAUAUUAUUGCCAGACCAUUGUCACUUGUUGGGUUUGCCCCUUAUGCCAGCGCCAAGCCGGAACGGACCAACACUCAUCCUAUUUAAGUGUUAUGAAUACAAAAUAUGAUUAAUC